This is a messenger RNA of Spirometra erinaceieuropaei, 5179 nucleotides long. NCBI's taxonomy places the organism in Eukaryota, Metazoa, Platyhelminthes, Cestoda, Diphyllobothriidea, Diphyllobothriidae. The record is from the annotation of a GenBank genome assembly.
AUGGGUCUGUUUGAAUCCUGUCAUCAGACUUUCCUCACUUUUGCUGGAGAGACCUAUGAACAAAUCAAGGAAACCCCAAUGGGCUCACCAGUCUCUGGCUUAGUGGCAGAACUGGUCCCACAGGUGUUUGAAAACAUUGUCUUUAUUCAAAAUGAACCAGUGUUUUGGCGCCGUUAUGUAGACGACACGUCUGUUACCGUAAAGAAGAACAUGCUACAACACUUCAACGAACUGCUCAACGCAGUCCUCUCCGAUAUAAAAUUCACAAGGGAAGAAGAACAGGAACAGCGGUUGUCCUUCCUGGAUGUGCUGGUGAGACGGAACCUUAACGGUGAGUUUGAAACAAUUGUUUAUAGGAAAGCAACGAACACCACACAGCUUCUCAGUUUGCACAACUACCAUCUGGUGACUCAAAAACGAAGCUGUUUGAGGACGUCCUUCAAACGAAUACAAAGUCAUUACAGCGAACCGGAGGACAGAGCACGUGAGGCCCGUUAUCUCCGCUACCAGUUUGUGCAAAAUGGCUAUCCAAGGGCAUUUAUACGUCGCUGCCAUCGCGGUCGCCCCAGAGGAUUCGAACAUUAACAUCAACCAUCUGGCAUUCUCUGCCAUACAUCAACAACGUUUCAGAAGCAACCGAGCGCAUUGCUGCGGAGCUAGUUGUUGGAAUUGCACACGGGUCCAAAGCCACCGUGCGCAGUAAGGUCAUGAAAAUUAAGGACAGGCUACAGUCUGAGGAGCAACCUGAUGUACUGUAUCGCAUCCCGUACCAAAACUGUCCUUGUAACUACACAGGCCAGACUGGACGCAAGCUCGGAUCGCGCAUACACGAACAUAAGCUGGCUGUGCGACGAGGCGACGCAUUAUCACAAGUGGCCGCCCACACCAACGAAAUGGGUCACAAGUUUAAAUUCACAGCCACUAAAAUAGUCGCCCACGCUGGAAACAAAACGCCGAAAAAUGAUUAAAGCCUGGUCCUCGAGUGAGAACGCAGUCAAUCGACUUAUCGAUCUGGUGCCGGCGUACAGAGCCCCGCACAGCCACUUUCAGUCUUACGCCGUCCGUCGAUGAUUGAACACAACGCCCUACAUCUGUCCCUUGUUCUGUUGCUGCUACCAUCUCUGACAAUGAACUCCUGCACGAGUUGGACAGCUCAGAGCAAUAAACAAAGUGUUCCGGUGCUCGACCACCUUUCUUUUUCGCAGAUAGUCAUGCCAGCCCAGGCCACUUCGUUCGGCCCCAGUUACCUGAGUUUAACCACCAGGAUGUCCUGCCAUUGUCGCUUUGUCCACCCUGGCCACGAGCAUAUGGCAUAGUGCAAUGAUGGAGCAGCCACUUAGGCAGUCGACCACCGAUCAUUCUCUCGAUGCGGCCGUUCCGUUGAAUUUUUAUCUGCCCCAGCGUUACUCAGAUGCUGAAAAAACUAGUGGCUUCUAGGACCUCUGAGAACUCGGAAUCUAAACCCCUCUGAGGCGGUUCAGGCGGGAAUGGUUCACAUUUUAUGAACUUGGUACUGUCUACUACGUCGCUCCGUAGACUAGCAUAUCCAAGAAUAGAGCUCUGUAAUCUCCAGUCUCGUGUUGGAGAGAAUGACACAGUUAUCCCAGCUUCUGUAUUGCCGCCUGCUGAAGGUCAAGUUGAUUAUCAGGAUUCUCUUGCGUUCAUUGUGCGCGAAUUUGUCUGGAGCCACUAGAUGAGUUUCAUUGGCAUUCACUAUCGGUUCGGUGUAUUGCUCAUCUGGCGCUGCUUGACAGUUGACAGUCGCAUUCUCUAUGCCGCGGGUCAGUCCGAAGUUUAGACGACUAAAGGCGAGGAGGCCCAGUCCCGGCUGUAUGUCCGUUUCGGUCGCGAUUUCCAGCGUAGCAGUUCGCGAAUAAGAGUUCAUGAGACUUGGCCUGGGCUAUUUCCGCAUCGGUUUCUAUAUGUUGAAUUUCGAGUAGAUUCCCUUUGACUCAGCAGCGGAUAUCGAUUCCAGCUCGUUUUUCACCACAAACGUCCACCACUAUGACGAAUAAUAUGAAGCUGGGGGUGGAAACAGGUACGCAGCCCUGUAUCGCAGAGCUCAUCACCGUAAAGUCCUGUGGGGUUGACCCGUUGUCGGAGUGGCUCGAAAUCUUGCCAUUGUGAGAUCCUCUGCUUGUCUGCGCGAACUGCUCAAGGCAUCCGAUCUUUAUUGGGAUUUCGCAGAGUGCGUUACGGCUUACAGUGUCUGGUUUAUGGUGAGUCGGAAAAAUGUUAUGGAGACCGGUCCCCAUUUAUCAACCCUUUCCUUGUCUAUGAAGACUACGUCUAUGUCAUCAUUGUGCUUUCGGAAUUAGCAUUGCAUUUCUGGGAAUGAGCACGUUCCGGAUGCCAUUCGCGUGAUAGAACAAAAUGCGGAAAAAACCCUACCAACAGGGCUGAGGAGCAUAUAUGAAUUAUAUAAUUCAUUGAUUAUCCUUUCGGACCGACGGGCCUUCAUCUCGUUUGCACAGGUAAAAAAUCAAAAGGUCCUGGAUAUCGCGCGGUAUUUUUUCGUGCCUCCACAUUCUUUUAAACAGCGAGGCCACUGCGUUCAGAAUUUGUGACACACCUUGAUGAAAUGCAAUUAUUGUUCGGGGCUUUCCCGUUGGACAUCCGCCGUACCGCCUUGAUUGUCUACUGCAUAGAAGACCGACGAUCGGGGUUAUUUAGUAUCCAUAAGUGUGCUUCCAUAGUUAGCAACGAUACGUUUUCGAGUGAAUUUUAGAACGAGUAGGCAGACACUGUACAGUGUUCAGUUCGUGCUAGUAAAAUAGGCAAUCUGAUGUGAAAAACAGUUUACGAACAGUGAAAAAACUCCUUCCGUUUUUCCAACAAGACAGAAUGAAUGUGAUUUAAUUAGUUUUUAAUGUGAAAAAACCGUCGAGCAUGGAAAUGUAAAUAUGCGGGUCGGACAGAACCGCCCUGCAGGUAAGGGUAUAUAAAGGUUCAAAACGGUCAUCAUUAAGGUUAAAUUCCUAAGCCGGGUGAGGUUCUUCUCUGCAGAUGCGAUCCUAAUAUUUGUGAGUUGACAGUAGGUGCAACCGUCAUUGUGGAGAGACAGGAGGGACCCAACGCGAUACUUUACAGUCCGCUUAGUUUCCAGGUGAGGAGGAGACAUUAAAGGCUACAGGGGUCAUCAAGGCGGGGGGGGGAUGCGGCCAUGAUACUUCUUUGCUAACCGACCAAAUUAUUAGUAGAUGGCGAAAACGGAGGAAUCUGCCGUGAUCGUCAACAGGUCGCUAGGAGGCGAAAAGGGGAGAUGACGCUAGAAUCCACGGAAAUCAUCGUUCGCGUAGGGAUAUGGAGAAGUAGGGCAAAUUUUUCAUGGAGGUAAGAUGAUAAUUAGGGGAUGUUAAGUGGUGGCAGAUCCAGGCUGAGACCGAUACUGGGGGUACGAGCGCGAAAUCCUAAAGGUAAGCGAAAACUAAAACGGGGGCGGCUCAGGGCGAGCACGUCAGUAUGGUCCCAACUACUUCUCUGAGGUUGGUUAGGGAGGACAUCGCGUUUUUUGAGGGGCACGCCGCAUAGCGGCAGACACACGCCGCGCCAGCUAGGCUCAGGGCCACCUCUUUUUAUAUUUGUAUAAAACCCUGGUCAGUGUGCUUUGUGGAUCAGGGGAUGUCGCGAUAUGCCAACAUAGGUGUAGAUUUUCGCCGUGCUGGCCAACUGCACCCUCUACCGCCUCCGGACUUCUUUACUGUGUCAGGAUACCGACCAGGUGUGGGGGGAGGAGAGAGUGCAGUAGAUAGAGCCCAAGUCCACUACCACCAUAAACGAACUCAUGCACAAGUCACUAUCUCUGUUCCCACCCUGCUGUGGAGCACACGGUGGACAUCGUCAGUUACGACGGUCUAACUGUCGCGUUGCUCGCUUCCUUGCGGAGAAGUUGCCGGGUUUCUUCCUAGUCGUUAUAGAGUCAGUGUUGGUACUUAUCUUUGGAUACAAGGAUUUCCAGAGCGGUGACGUGGAUGGCAUCCAGUAAUUGCUUCCAUUUGGUCACAUUGUUGUUCAGCACCAUCCUCCUCCCACAAUUACCUCCUCAUCUAGGACCCAUAUUUGCUUCAGACUGAUGUCCAUUUCACCCCAAGUUCAGCAAGAGUCAAUGUUUCCGUACUAAACAUUCCGAAGCCGUCUUUUAGAUUUAAAUUGCACUCUCACAUCUCAGACGACAAGGCUGCGGCCUAUUCAGCAUUCGCACAUGCUACCAGUGCAUCACGUCGAUGUCGUCUGAUGCCGAAGAGGUAGUCAGAAACUAGCUACUGACACGACGAAGAGCGUAUCCAUGUUACUUUCUCUGGCUUCAGAAGAUGGUGACGAGGAUGAGACGAUUGCGUCCUGUGCAGUCCUACGUCAGGAAAAUGCCGCUGUCGUUACAAAUGCCUAUGCCGUGCAGACAGGGUUUCCUCUGCCAGGUAAGGUGACCUGUGUUUUUAAGAGCGUUGCAGUCACAGAGGACAUUCUGUUUUCCAGCUCUUGACAGGGAAACAGAGAGGGCUUUCGUGUCCUCGUAGAAAUUGCCCUUCACCUCGCCAUGGUCCGUCAUUGGGGUGGAAAGGGGGGGGGAGAAGUGGCUAGGGGCAGUCUAUGAUGGCUGAGGUAUUCUUAUUAAGAGAGGGACGUUGGUCCUCUGCUGCAGGUGAGACAACUGUCCCGCGAUGCCGUUUCCGACGCUGGAGGGGAGUCCGCCGUCUCAUUACUCUUUCUUUGGGUGUACAUUCCAAAAUAAGGUGCAUCACGAACUUCGCCUACUUCUUUUUUGAAGAAAGCAGACAUCACUAAAAGCAAUGGCGUUCACCUUGUACCCAGUCGGCUCGUAGGUGACGAAAUUUGUUCUCAUUUCUGCGCGUUUGGGCACCGGAUUGCCCGUAUGUGCAUGAACGUCCCAGGUCCCUAGAACCAUCGGUCACAUCUGGAGGGGAUUGAUCUCAUCCGUUGUUUCGACCCCAGCAGCUACGGCUGGCCAUGCAGAAUACACGAAACACCUGCCCAACGGUUCCUUUUCUAGUGUCUUCCUUUGAUUAUCCUUUCCUUUACACCCCAGAUAACGACCGAACUGCUCUCGACGACAGGCACCGAGGGCUAUCACAGAACUCCCCGUCUGCAUCAGGAAACCUACCUCACAGUGCUCACCAGCACUGAAUGCAAUGACCAAUGGCCGUCAACGAACAGACCGUAA